GUGAAAGUGAAAGUCAACACGACGGUCUUGUCACUGUCAGCUUCAUUUUAGACAGAAUUGUAUUGAUAGAAGGGCAUUACUGAUAUAAAGCUAUUCAGUCGGACUAUAAAAAAAGGAAUCGCAGGAUGAACUUUAUGACCGGUCCCUGGUUUUAUACGUGUCUGACCAAAGGAGGGCAAUACUGAUAUAAAGCGAUCAAAACUAAACCCCUACGGCUAAAAAAUGAAUCGCAGACUGAAUGUGUCUGACCAAAAAGGAGAUUGUCAGUUAUUUUGGACAAUAAGCAAGAAAUAGCCACUUUAGUGACACUUUCAAAACUAGCCCGUGUUUCCUCUGACUAGCUAGCCUUAGGCAUUUUGACAGUUGUCAAAAUCCUGGUGUCAUUGUCAGAGGAAACUGGGGCUAUUUCAAUACAUGACUGCAUUGACUUGAGUAUAUGAAAACGCACAGUCUAUAUACAGUAAAGUCUUCCAAGCAGGCUGAGCAAUGUGGUGUGGGGCGCUUCCUUGCAUCCAUAUUGAAUCAGAAGGAUGUGGAAAUCUCUGUGUUGGUGUUUUCUAUCAACCUUGCUGGUGUUCUAGGACAGAUUCCUGAUCUCAACAAUCAACAAGGAGAGAUCGUUGAAACGUUCAUGGACUUUGUUUUAAAGGAAAAAGAUUUGAACAAUCCAUCCAUCGGGACAGGAUACUUUGAUACACUUCGGAAGUUAAUCAAAUUUAGGACUGCGAAGUGUUUGUAUGUACACAAGAUUGAAAAAGAACUAGUGCUGAAGUGUUGGCAGUUACUUACUGAUGCAAGAAGUCUGUUCCUGACCUCAGCUGUCCUUCGCUUUCUCAAAGAUUACUUUGGCCUCUGUGAGGAUGUUCAAUAUGUGGAAGAGUGCAGCUACACUACAAUUGUCCAAUCGGUUGUGAAUCAUAUAUGCCAAGCUCAUAAAACUACUAAUGAUGCUGACAGCCGUCCUCUCCCGUCCAUUCUGCCUUCUGUACUUCAGCUGUUACAGGACAUACCUCGUCUGUUGAUCGAGACAUUAGACAGGACUGUGAUACGUAACUUGUCUGAAUGUCUGGCAUACAUUGUUUGUAACAUGGGAAAAGAUACAUAUUUCUGUGCACUCGAAGCAUUGCUGUCACUACAGAUUAAGGUUGAUGUCCAGGAACAAAGAGAAAUUGAGAGCAUAGUGAAGCAGCUGUCCCAGGAUUUAGUAGAGAAGGAUAUUCUCCGGAGUCAGAAAAUUUGCAUCAAAAUGUUGGAAAGCAGGAUCCAUGAAGGACUGGUGAAAGAUUUACUUUUAUGUCCACUGUAUGUAAUUACGGGCCGCACACACCUGGUACAGACGACAGAACUGCACAGCAGACAGAUUACGACACACAUGGAUUCCAAAUCUACCUGUGUCCAAAUCAUUCUGAACUCGCUGGAGAUUUUCAGAUUUACUGAUGUUCCCCAAGAUGCAGUAGAAGCAACAGUGGAACUGUUUGACUUGACACAUGACAGUAGUACAGGACAGAUUCCCUUCACCCGAUUUCUCCUUCACAAUAAAAGAGUUCAACAAAGCUGCUUGGACUUGUUCAUCAAACAUCAGAAUAGGUGGGGCUGUACCAGGAAGCUUUGCUGCUCUGUCCUAGACAUAGUGAAAACAGAAGCUUUGGACAAUGUGACUUUCAGCAAAUGUUUAGAUGCGUUGUUUAAGUUAGCACCUGAAGUGCUGUUGUCUACAGAUUUAGUCAAUGAAGAUGGGGAAACAAUUGGCCAACGCCUUAUCAACACUGUACAGCACAGUCUUUGUUGCAUCGAUUGGGAACGAAGGGACACAACUCUUGAGUUCUUGACAAAACUCCUGUCAAGUUGUCCAGACCACAGUGGUGUGACUGAGUGGAUCAGGUCUGGGCGUCUCUGUGUGUAUGUAUACCAAGCUCUGGAUGAUGCCAACAGUUACAUGAGAGCCACUGCUUUGACGUGUCUACAGAGAGUGCUCGAGUCCAGCCAGCUAACGACAGACUUACUUCAGCAGUGUGACAUCACUCUGGAUGACGUGUUCAGGAAGGUUCUGAAAAUCUUGGAGAGUGACACAGAAGCCUUUGCCAGAAGGGAAAGUGUUAGUUUUAUAACCAGGAUGUGGAAUUCUGUACACGGAGACUUGAAAGCAGACAUACUACAAGUCCUUGUUGAAAGAGCAAGCAGUGACUUUGACUGGGAGGUCAAAGUUAAACUGGUGGAUUUUUGGGAGAUGCUAAUGGAGAAGGACUUGUUAAGAUCAGAAGUCCAGUUGCCGUCAUAUGCUGAUGGAUUACUGCAGAGAGAAAAACAGCAAAAUUUAGAUCAAGCAUUUCAAGAAUUUAUCAAGACAGCAUGUUUUGAAUCUUUAUUCAAACUUCUUGAUGACUAUGAUCAAAGCGUCUGUCAAAAAGCCUGUUUACUUCUGAUAAGAGUGAUGAAGCAUAUGUCUGGUGUGCUUGAACGGCACGAUUCUCUCCCUCCAGACUCGGACAUCCCUGUAAAGAAGAGAAAGACUAAUGAUUCAGAUAUUGAAUCUAUUUAUCAAAAGCUGAAAGCUCUAGACCUGACUGCUAGACUGUUAGAGGUCUCCACCACUUGUGAUGAGUACGACAAAAACCCUAUGUCACUUUUAGAGGACAUGUUGACCUAUUCCAACAAGACAGACCCGGAGGAUGAGAGCAAUGUUAUUGACUGUUAUUAAAGAAAGAUACACAUGUACAACAAAGUUGAUUAUUAUUUAUUG
Molecule: messenger RNA, 2740 nt
Organism: Mizuhopecten yessoensis (Yesso scallop)
Lineage: Eukaryota; Metazoa; Mollusca; Bivalvia; Pectinida; Pectinidae
Product: BRCA1-associated ATM activator 1-like
Exons: 10
Coding region: 437-2698 (753 amino acids)
Biological process (GO): cell population proliferation; DNA damage response; positive regulation of protein phosphorylation
Cellular component (GO): nucleus
Source: RefSeq, a predicted model, not a curated record